Aspergillus affinis is the source of this 948-nucleotide messenger RNA. RefSeq lists its product as uncharacterized. The transcript is spliced from 2 exons. The record is from RefSeq and is a predicted model, not a curated record. The coding region runs from base 1 to 948 and encodes 315 amino acids. NCBI's taxonomy places the organism in Eukaryota, Fungi, Ascomycota, Eurotiomycetes, Eurotiales, Aspergillaceae.
AUGACAUUCCAUCCCGAUUCUCUCCCCGACCUCUCCGGCAAGACCUACAUCGUCACGGGCGGCAGCUCCGGUAUAGGCUACACCACCGUCGCUCGUCUCGCCCAGCACAAAGCCCACGUCUACAUGUGCGCCCGCUCCCCCAGCAACGCCACUGCCGCCAUCCAGCGCAUCCAGUCCCUCUACCCCAACGCACGCAUCACCUUCCUCGAGAUGGACCACCUCUCGCUGGCCUCCGUCGUCUCCGCCGCAGAGCGCUUCCUAUCCACGGAGCCCGCCCUACAUGGCCUCGUCAACAACGCCGGCAUCAUGGCCACCCCGUUCGAAAUGACCCCCGACGGCCACGAAGCCCAAUGGCAGACCAACUAUCUCGCCCACUGGGUCUUCACGGACCGCCUCCUGCCGCUCCUGCGCCGCAGCGCGCGAGCCCUGCUGCCUGGGAGUGUGCGUGUUGUCAACCUCUCCUCGUCGGGUCACUACGGGGCACCGACCGGCGGGGUGAACUUUGAGGACCCCGCGUUGAGAGACGCCAGUGGGAUGACGCGCUACGGGCAGUCGAAGUUGGCGAAUAUCUUGCAUGCGAAGACGCUGCAUCGGCAAUACGGGCCGGGUUCGGACAGUGCAAGCGCCGGGGAAGGGGAGGUUUGGUUGGCCAUCGUGCAUCCAGGGUUGGUGGAGAGUCGGCUGGGGGAGCGGGCGGAGUUUCCGGUGCUUUUGAGGAAGCUGUUUGAGAUCUACGGAGCACUUGGGGGUAGAGUGAAUGCUGAUACGGGGUCGUGGACGAGUCUGUUCUGCGUGGCGAGUCCGGCGAUGAAGAGGGAGCAGAGCGGGACGUAUUUUCAGAGGAUCGCGGAGGCCGGCUGGCAGAGUGGGAUGGCGAAGGAUACGGUGCUGGCGGAGAGAUUGGAGAAUUGGACGAGGGAGGUGAUGGCGAAGGAGGGUUGGGUUUGA